GCCCUUGCUAAACUAACCCUAAACCGAUUGCCGUCGCCAUCCGCGUUCAUCCAGGGCAUUCUUUGCCGUUAAGCAAGCGACACCCCGAGGCAGGGGCGGAGAAGGUCUCGCGAUCGCAAGGGGACGAGGAUGAUCAUAGUUCUCUAGCCCUGCCCGUUUCUGCCGCUUCAGAUUUGGGGAUUCGGUUGCGAGUUGCGACCGGAGCGUUGGAUCGACGCAAUGGUGGGGGUGCUGUCGAAUCGGGUGUCCCGGGAGGAUAUCGCCGCCGGGGAUCACAUCUACUCGUGGAGGUCCGCCUACAUCUACGCCCACCACGGGAUAUACACCGGAGAUGGCAUGGUUAUCCAUUUCACCAGAGCAGCCGGGCAUGAAAUCGGGACAGGAACAUUCAUGGACAAGUUUCUGUUUAGCUCCUCUCCUGCAACGGGGGACGGCCCUCCCUGCGAGAAAUGCGGCCACCUUGUCAAGGCUGAGGGAGUCAUAAUGUCCUGCCUUGAUUGCUUCUUGGACGGUGGCAGUCUCUACCUCUUCGACUAUUCCGUGUCGCCCACUUUCUUCCUCGCCAAAGCACGAGGAGGAACGUGCACCAUGGCCCCUUCCGAUGCUGCUCAUGUUGUCGUCCACCGUGCCCAGCACCUCCUCAACAGCGGCUUUGGCAUGUAUAGUCUGUUCAAGAACAACUGUGAGGACUUCGCCAUAUAUUGCAAGACGGAGCUGCUUAUCGAGACUGCUUUUAGCCUUGGGCGCAGCGGGCAGAUGGCGUCCCUUUAUGCUGGGUUCAGCGCGGUGGCUUCUUCACCGCUGCGUUUCAUGACAACCAGUGUUGCUGGUCUGGCUGUUGUGACGAGCAGCAUGUACUGUGUGGGGCGAUAUGUGUCAGACAUGGGCGUUCGCCGUGAUGUGAUCAAGGUGCCUGUGGAAAGGCUUGUGGAGCACUGGGUGCAGAAUGUUACUCUUGCUCCUGCUCCAUCUCAAGCGACCGUGCAGGCGACUCAGACGGACGCUGCAGCACCAGGAGACUCGCCGGAGCUGCUAAAGGAGCUUGCUAAAAAAGAAUGUGUUAUUUAGCUAUGGUGCUGUCAUUGGUCGUUCUAGCUCUGUGAUGAUUGUCUAUCUGACUUUGUGAUGAUUUGUUGUUCAAUUCCCUUACUAGCGUGUGGCACACACGUCUUCGUGUAAAUUAAUCUACCUCUGAAAGAGGUAACAGGACCCUACUUGCUUGUAUGGAAUGCUACACGAUGAGAAGUGGAAACAUUUAGCCAAGAGUCAACCUUGAAAUUCCCUUUUCUUGUAUUC
Messenger RNA from Lolium rigidum, 1296 nucleotides. Its product is annotated as protein LEAD-SENSITIVE 1-like. Bases 220 to 1068 code for a protein of 282 amino acids. The transcript is spliced from 2 exons. NCBI's taxonomy places the organism in Eukaryota, Viridiplantae, Streptophyta, Magnoliopsida, Poales, Poaceae. The record is from RefSeq and is a predicted model, not a curated record.